AUGACUUCCACAUCUCGAACCAUUGUCCUCAUCACCGGCGCAAACCAAGGAAUUGGUUAUGCAGCAGCAGAGCAGCUUCUCAAGCAAAAGGACUACUAUAUCUUGCUCGGCUCGCGCAAUGCUGAAAAUGGCGCUAAAGCAGCCGCAGAGCUCGACCCCUCCGGUGUAUCUGUGGAACCCAUCACCAUAGACUUGACAGACGACGGUUCUAUUCAGCAAGCUGCAGACCACAUUGCCUCAAAGCACGGUCGGCUAGAUGUCCUCAUCAAUAACGCCGGCAUCAACAACGAGCUCGCUUCCUACUGGAACCAGCUAGAAAACAAAGAAGAGACCAAGCCAGAUCUCGCAGCCUUGCGACAUGUAUACCGGGAUACGUACGAGGUUAACCUUUUCGGCGCGGCUAUCACAACCGAGGCAUUUACUCCACUGCUCGAGAAGGCGGUUAUGAAGCCUGCACGUAUCGUUUUUGUUUCUUCGCAUACGGGCUCUAUUGGAUUGCGCACUGAUUCGUCUUCUCCAUUCUACGAGAAGAUGAGCCUAGCAUCGUUUCCUGUUUAUCGUAGUAGCAAGACUGCGAUGAACAUGCUGACGCUGCAUUAUGCUGCGAAGUUCAAGGAACAAGGCUGGAAGGUUAAUGCCUCGUGCCCAAAUUUGACAAAGUCAGCCUUUUCUCGCUUCAGUGAUCUGGGACGCUCUCCGGCGGCGUCAGCGGUUAACAUUGUUCGGCUGGCAACUUUAUCUGAAGAUGGAGAGAGCGGACAAUACUCCGAUGAGAAUGGUGUUGUAGCGUGGUAG
Molecule: messenger RNA, 795 nt
Organism: Penicillium angulare
Lineage: Eukaryota; Fungi; Ascomycota; Eurotiomycetes; Eurotiales; Aspergillaceae
Exons: 1
Coding region: 1-795 (264 amino acids)
Source: RefSeq, a predicted model, not a curated record